UCUUAUGAUGUCAGCAAAUACAAACACAUUUGAAAGUAUGAAAGCAGUCAUUUUAUCAGCUCAUGAAUGCACCACCUCAAGAGAAAAGAUCAAGUUCUACAACACCUGGGCAGAGACCUAUGAUCAGGAUGUGGCUGUUCUGGAUUACCGUGCACCGAGUCUGGCAGCUGACAGCAUUGCAUCACAUUUCAAUGGCGUGCGAGAAGCAGCCGUUGUGUUGGAUGUGGCGUGUGGGACUGGACUGGUGGCCAAACAGCUGAGCAAACAUGGAUUUAGACAUUUUGUGGGUGUUGAUGGAUGUGAGGCCAUGCUGGACAAGGCUAGAGAGAGUGGGUUGUACCAGGACCUGAAGCAGUCCCUGCUGGGGGAGGAUCCUCUACCUGAACAGUUCGCAGGUUCAUUUGAUGUGGUUGUCAUUGUUGGGGCUUUGAGUGAUAGUCAUAUACCUGUUCAAGUGGCCAGAGACCUGCUCAAUGCCACCAAACCAGGUGGCUGCAUCUGCAUGACAACCAGAAGUAACAAGGACAACACUGAGUACAAAGCUAAUCUUGAGAUGGAGCUGAAGAAGAUGGAGGAAGAGGGGCUCUGUACUUGUUUAGAGGUCACAGACGUGGAGGACUGGGAGAGAGCGGUGUCGGAGCACGAGCAUGGCUACAUAUCUGGAGUUGUGUACCUCUAUAAGAAACUGUAA
Nematolebias whitei (Rio pearlfish) is the source of this 691-nucleotide messenger RNA. RefSeq names its product methyltransferase like 27 (gene mettl27). The transcript is spliced from 5 exons. Bases 5 to 691 code for a protein of 228 amino acids. Lineage: Eukaryota; Metazoa; Chordata; Actinopteri; Cyprinodontiformes; Rivulidae. The record is from RefSeq and is a predicted model, not a curated record.